AAAAUUUACCAGAAUGGUUCAUUAUCGGUAACAUUUAUUUGUAUUGACUGUUUAAAUAAACUAGAAAUCACCAAGUCUUGAAUAAACUAUUCAGAAACUCUUUAUGACUGUGAUAUUUCUGUAAGACAAAUUAAAUUAUGGUCAAUCCAGUUGAAAUUAUAGAUCACCCUUCUACAGUGUCCCUCAAGAAAACAUCAAAAGUAAAACUUCGAUGGAUUGUGUUCACGAUUAUUGCCAUUCAAGUUUUCUCCCUGAUUUCAAUCAAAAUUAGCAUGAGUUUAGCUGUUGUAGCAAUGAUUGAAGAUGUUUCAUGUUCAACGGAUAACUCGACAGGUAUACAAUCAAAAGGUUGUUUUGAAUCAGAUAUUCAUCGCAAGUUCCAUGUCGAUUGGAAUGAAUCCCAAAAAUCUCGUAUUCUCCAAGCUUAUAUGUGGGGAUCAAUAGGGAUGGCCAUUUUCGGUGGUCGAAUGGCAGAGAUUUAUGGGCCACGGAAAAUUGCCUCCAUUGGAAUAUUCGUAACAGGAAUGAUUAACUUUUUAUUUCCAACGUUGGCUCUUAGAUCUUAUUGGGCCUCUUAUUUUGCCAGAUUGGCUCAAGGAGUCUGUUCAGCCAUCGCAAUACCAACAGGUCAAGUUAUAUUGGCUCAUUGGGCUCCACAACAAGAAAAAACUAUAGCCAGUUCAGUCAUAUUAUCCGGAGCUUUGUUCAGUAAUGCUGUGACCCAUCCACUGGUUGGGCUAAUGGUUAGUGGUGAUUUCCUUGGAGGUUGGCCAUUCGUUUUUUACUUUUUCGGUUCAUUAGCCAUAGCAGUUGCGUUGAUGGUGCUUCUCUUUAUUCGAGAUGAUCCCGGUCAACAUCCUUUUAUUUCAGAAAAUGAACUUGAAGAAAUUAUUCAGCAUCGACUGGUCAGGACAGGGAAACCUAAAAGCUUACCAUGGUCAUCAUUGUUAACAUCACCGGCAAUUUAUGCAGUUCUUAUAGCUAACUUUACUUAUAGUUGGAGCGCUGGUUUCUUUUCCUUGCAAUUGUCUUCAUUUUAUAAAAAUGUUCUCGAUGUUAGCCAUAAAUCGAACGGAGUCAUGACUGCUCUACCAUAUAUAGUCUCAAUUAUGGUGAAUUAUCUAGCUGGUUACUGUAUUGACUGGCUACGAGCAAGUGAGGUUCUUACAACCAUUAAACUCAGAAAAAUUGCCACUACAAUUGGCUAUGGAGUUGCUGCGAGCUGCUUAUUUUUGAUACCUUUUGUUGGAAAACAUGUUGGAACCGUUGUUAUCUUAGCCACCAUUGCUAAAGGCUUUGGAGCUUUGAAUGUAGCUGGACCAGGAUCCAAUCAUCUAGAUAUUUGUCCAAGUUUUGCUGGAACAUUCAAUGGACUUUCUAGAACAAUUUCAGACCUUUCUCAAAUCUUGAUGAACGAAUCUGUCGCAAUAUUGGUUGGCAACAAUCCAACUCCUAAACACUGGUAUAAUACGUUUUACCUUUCGGCGAUCUUAACCAUCUUCGGAGCAUCAGUCUUUGUCCUUUUAGGCUCGGGAAAGGUUCAACAUUGGGAUCCAUCUUAUAAGAAAACAGAUAAAAAUGAAAUUAAUGUAAAUUCGUUAAAAGCCAAAAAACCAGAAUUACGAAUCACAGUUAAAGAUGAAGAAAAAUAUUAAAACAAUAAAAAUAACACAUCAAUUUUUAUACACGAA
Molecule: messenger RNA, 1691 nt
Organism: Tetranychus urticae (two-spotted spider mite)
Lineage: Eukaryota; Metazoa; Arthropoda; Arachnida; Trombidiformes; Tetranychidae
Product: sialin-like
Biological process (GO): monoatomic anion transport; transmembrane transport
Cellular component (GO): membrane
Molecular function (GO): transmembrane transporter activity
Source: RefSeq, a predicted model, not a curated record